GCACUGAAACGAUAGGAGUCAAACGGGUUUUGUAUUGCGUCGCGUCGAGUUCUCCAUUGAUUAUUGCAAUGUUAUCUAUAAUUUUGUUAGCCCUAACACUUUUGAACUUGGGCUGGUAUUACUUGAAACACCAUUAUUCGUACUGGGAGAGGCACGGAUUUCCGUAUGAUGAGAACAUCAGUAUUCCAUUCGGUUGCCUCGGCAGCGUCUGGAGAAGAGAGAAGGCAAUGGGCAUGGCCAUUUACGAUGUGUAUAAAAAGAGCAAGGAGAGAGUUCUCGGCACCUUUCUGCUCUUCCGACCGGCAGUUCUGAUACGCGAUGCUGAAUUGGCACGUCGUGUGUUGGCUCAAGAUUUUGCUAGCUUCCACGAUCGUGGCGUCUAUGUGGACGAGAAGAAUGAUCCACUGUCUGCGUCAAUUUUUGCACUGCGUGGUCAGAGCUGGCGUUCCAUGCGUCACAAGCUUUCACCUUGCUUCACCUCUGGCAAGCUGAAGGGCAUGUACAGCACCUCCGAAGAUAUAGGCAACAAAAUGGUGGACUAUUUGCAGAAUGAAUUGGCCGACAAUGGUAGCAAGGAGGUGGACCUAAAGGCGGUGCUACAAACCUAUGCCAUUGACAUUAUUGCCUCAGUUAUAUUCGGGUUGGACGUGAACAGUUAUGAGCAGCCGAACAACAAUUUCAAAACGGUGGUCACCGUUGCACGACGCAAUACGCGCUUCAAUGCUCUGUUUGGCAUGAUGUUAUUCCUGGUGCCCUCUAUCGCAAAGUUUCUGUUCCGCAUUGGCCUCAAGAAUCCUGUGGGACUGGCCAUGUUGGCCAUUGUGAAGGACACCAUCGAAUACCGGGAGCAGCACGGCAUUGUGCGCAAGGACUUACUGCAGCUACUCAUGCAGUUGAGGAACAAGGGCAGCAUAGAAGAUGACGACAACAAAAGCUGGAACAUUCAAACCUCUGAGGAUGGUCAACUAAAGAGCAUAUCAUUGGAGGCAAUUACCGCCCAGGCCUUCAUUUUCUACAUAGCUGGGCAGGAGACGACGGCCACAACGGCAGCCUGUACCAUCUUUGAGGUGGCUCAGUAUCCAGAGCAUUUAAAACGCCUGCAGGCCGAGGUAGAUGAGACACUCAAGCAGAAUGGUGGCAUUAUCAGCUACGAUGUGCUAAACAAAAUGGAGUUCCUGGAGCUAUGUGUAUUGGAAACGAUGCGCAAGUAUCCCGGUUUGCCUAUGCUUAACCGUGAGUGUACGCAGGACUACAAAGUGCCGGACACGGACCAUGUCAUUAAGAAAGGCACGCCGGUGGUCAUAUCACUGCAUGGCAUCCAUCACGAUGCAGAAUAUUUCCCAGAUCCUGAAAAAUACGAUCCCAAUCGAUUUGCCGAUGAUAGCAAAAACUAUAAUCCCAUAGCCUACAUGCCCUUCGGUGAGGGUCCCCGAAUCUGCAUUGCCCAGCGCAUGGGACGCGUAAAUGUGAAGCUGGCCAUCGUCAAGAUCCUACAGCACUUCAACAUCGAGGUGAUGAGCCGACGAGAGCUGGAGUUCGAAAACGCUGGCAUUGGACUGAUACCCAAGGACGGGGUGAAAGUGCGGCUCUCCAAGAAGAAGUCCAAUUGAAUAGAAUUGUGAAACUUAAAAUACCAUGUCUAUCAAAUGCCCAUUGCGAUAGCGAAUAAAUAAUUCACAAAAAAAUUGAUAGCAACUAAGUCACCUUAUCGGGCGCACCAAAUAAUUAGCCUGAUUAUGGUAUGAAUAGAGCCAACACAAUUUUAAUAAAUGCUUGC
Molecule: messenger RNA, 1777 nt
Organism: Drosophila hydei
Lineage: Eukaryota; Metazoa; Arthropoda; Insecta; Diptera; Drosophilidae
Gene: Cyp6d4
Product: probable cytochrome P450 6d4
Exons: 3
Coding region: 69-1610 (513 amino acids)
Molecular function (GO): iron ion binding; heme binding; monooxygenase activity
Source: RefSeq, a predicted model, not a curated record